AUGGACAUGAUUAGAGAUGGUCCAACGUGCAUGGAUCCGAAAAAAAAAGAGACAAAAAAAAAGCACAAAAUAAUAAGUAUAAAAUCUGCUAGUGAUGCUUCACAACAAUUUAUAAAGAGGCUAAAUUCAAAUAAGAAUUCUAUCUUAUCGGGUGUUAUUGUAUUUGGGUUGGAUUUAAAAUAUCUUGAAACACGCCGAGAUAGACAACUUGUUUCUUAG
Messenger RNA from Dentiscutata heterogama, 219 nucleotides. The record is from the annotation of a GenBank genome assembly. NCBI's taxonomy places the organism in Eukaryota, Fungi, Glomeromycota, Glomeromycetes, Diversisporales, Gigasporaceae.